Rhinocladiella mackenziei CBS 650.93 is the source of this 183-nucleotide messenger RNA. RefSeq lists its product as uncharacterized. Lineage: Eukaryota; Fungi; Ascomycota; Eurotiomycetes; Chaetothyriales; Herpotrichiellaceae. The record is from RefSeq and is a predicted model, not a curated record. The coding region runs from base 1 to 183 and encodes 60 amino acids. The transcript has 2 exons.
AUGGCACUGGAAGCUGAAGUAACUGUAUCGGUGGUGUUUGGCAUAUUCAUGGCGAUCGUCGCCCUGAUAGCCUUGUGGCAGGUGGCAUUCUAUGCUGCUCGAGCCGUCAGAAGCUACGUUCAGAAAGCUGACUUUGACGGAGCCCAGCAAUCUCGAUCCGAUCACUUCGAGCUCGAAGCAUGA